Amaranthus tricolor (Joseph's coat) is the source of this 1530-nucleotide messenger RNA. RefSeq lists its product as uncharacterized. Lineage: Eukaryota; Viridiplantae; Streptophyta; Magnoliopsida; Caryophyllales; Amaranthaceae. The record is from RefSeq and is a predicted model, not a curated record. The coding region runs from base 29 to 439 and encodes 136 amino acids. The transcript has 2 exons.
UGAACUAGUAAGACAACCUUUUCCGGCAAUGCCACCUCCUAGUGGUAGAGCUGUUUCACAUGUGUGGUCGUAUUUCACAAAAGAACCAACCGAGAAUCCAGAUAUUUUCUUAUGCACUUGUCAAAUUUGUGAAAGUCAAGGAGUAAAGCCCUUAGUUUCAUACAGUUUCGCCAGAGGUGGUGGUACGGGAUCUUUUAACAAACAUUUGGCAAAGAAGCAUGGAAUCACAAAAGAAACUCAUGCAGCAAGCGGCAGCGGGACCACAAGUGGAAGCCGACAGACACAAUGGGACAUUCCCAGCACAGGUAUGCCUUUUAGAUAUAAUCGUAAUGACAUGAUUGAUGAAUUUUCUAGGUAUGUAAUUUGUGAUGAAUUGCCUUUUAACCACGGUGAAAGUAGGGCAUACGAGCGUCUCACUAGAAAAACUUUGCAACCAUAAUAUAGAGCAAUCCCUAGGAGCACUCUUAAAAGACGCACAAUUAAAUUAUACGAAUCAAUGCGCUAUGAAUUAGUUGAAAUGUUUAAAUCGUAUAAUGGUAGGGUUAGCAUAACAACUGACAUUUGGUCUGCUCCCCCACAUUUAGAACCUUAUAUGUGUGUAACAGCACACUGGAUAGAUCGAAAUUGGAUUAUUCAAAAAAGAAUAAUUGCUUUUGAGACAAUGCCAGAAAGACAUACCGGUGAAAACAUAAAAUAUAGAUUAGUAGAGAUAUGUAGAGAAUGGAACUUAUUAGAUAAAAUAUUUUGUUGUUCAACUGAUAAUGCAACCGCGAGCAUUAAAUGUAUAGAACUUUUGUUUAACGAACCUGCUUUUAGUUUAAUCCUUAGGGGUAGCUUAUUACACAUACGUUGUUGUGCGCAUAUAGUUAACUUAUCUUGCCAAGCAGGCAUAAAACAAUUAAGUGAUUUAUUAGAACCAAUUAGGGAUAUAGUGAAGUGGCUUAGGAUCGGAAAGAUAAAAAGACGAUAUAAACAAUUAUGUGACUAAUACCAACUUAAAAAAGUGUAUUGGUCAUUAGAUACUCCUACACGUUGGGGCUCAACCAACGAUUUAUUAAGAAAGGCGAUUGCUUAUCGUCCAGUAAUAACACAACUAUAUAGUGAGUGUACAGAUAGUUUCAUAGCUGAUGACACUUGGGAAUUAGCUAUAGGUGUACAUAACAUAUUAGAAGCGUAUGACCACGCGACUAAGAUUUUUUCUUAUGUUUAUGAACCGAACGUUCACUUAGUAAUAAGUGAAUGUAUUACUAUUUUUUAUCAUCUCCUUAAAUAUACACAUGAAGAUACUAACCCAAAAUUGAGGCCGAUUCUUGCAGAUAUGAUGGAAAAAUGGAAGACAUAUUUUACCGAUUUUUCUUAUAUUUAUGGAAUCGCAACCAUUUUGGACCCACGUUUUAAAACUGAGGUCCUUACUAAAGUAAUAGGAUUUUAUUACCAAUCGUUAGAUCGCCCGUCUACUGAUGUACAUAAUUAUGUAGGAACAUGUAAAAAAUAUUUAGCAGAACUCUAUGAUUUUUACGCUAGUGUAUA